UAUAAUCAAAUUCCAUAUAUGUUUUAUGAAGUAAAUAAAUCAUUGGUACCAAAUACUAACAGAAAUGGUAUCAAAAGGAAAAAACAGAUCAUUCGUAUCUAUUAACAUCUAUGGAAAAACCUUUUAUAAAAUAUUAUAAAUGCAAACUAGGAGCUUAUUAAAAAUAAUAGACCAGUGGAAGAGAUUAACCCCUCUAGAAAAAGAAAAAUAGAUCCAGUUGAAAACAAAUAAAUGUAUGGUGAUAUCUAAAGCCACGAAGGAAGACAUAUUAAGACGAGUUAUGUGGGAAUAACUAGACAGUAACAGGGCCAGGAAUAAAGCUUAAAUAAUUUUAUAAACCAUGCAAGUAAAUGAGUACGAAUAGCAAUGGUUCCGUAUAUUCAAUUCUAGUUUAAAAAAAAAUACCAGAAGAAAAUGCACAAAUGAAUCACUGUAUAAAUGGGAGCAUGGAAAACUUUCUCACUAUGUCUCAAAUCCUGAAACAAUGAAGGAAGAUACUAAUAUAUUUGACUACAUAGAGUUUUUAAACUAAUCUGCAUAGUAAUAUUAAGCAUAAGUUACAUUAAGUGUAGUAAAACUGAAUAUAAGUAAACCUAAGUACAAAGUAAGUAUGAAGCAAAAUUAAGGGAGGAGCAGAGCAAGAUGGCAGAAUAGAAGGCUCUGCUAAUCAUUCUCCCUGCAAGGACACCAAUUUAACAACCAACUACACAAAAAAAGCACUGUUAUAAGAACUAAAAAUAAAAUGUAAACUCACAGUACCUGGUUUUAACUUCAUAUUGCUGAAGGAGGCAUUGAAGAGGUAGGAAAAACAGUCUUGAAUCACAAACACCAUCCCUGCCCCAUUGCCAGGCAGCUGUGGCAUGGUGCAGAGGGUGAUUCUGUGCACUGCAGAGAAGCACAGUGCAACUGCUGUGAGGCACUGAACUCAGUGCUGCCCUGUCAUAGCAGAAAACAAAAUGGGACAAACCUCAGCUGCAGCCCACCAAUGGAAGGGGCAUAUAAACCAGCUCUAGCCAGAGGGAAAUCACAAAUCCCAGCAGUCCAAACCUGCAGACCUCACUGUCACAGGCUGAAGUGCUCCAGGGCCCUAAACACACUUGAAAGGCAGUCUAGGCUGCAGGCAAGUUCUGGCUGAACUUGGGCCAUAGCCAGGGGACUGUGGGAGCACAUGACCUGCUGAGACACCAGCUGGAGCAAUCAAGGAAGUGCUGGCAUUACCUCUUCCCUACACGCAGGCUGCAGAGUUUGUAGUUCUAAAAGAGAACACUUACUUCCACCUCAGGAAAGGAGAGGGAAGAGUAGGAGGACUUUAUCUUGCACCUUGGAUACCAACUCAGCCACAGCAGAAUAGGGUACUAGUCAGAGUUGUGAGGUCCCUUUUCAAAGCCCUGGCCCCUGGACAACAUUUCUAGACACAUGUGGGCUCAGAAGGGAACCCACUACCUUGAAGGGAAGAACACAGCCCUUCCAGCAGUCAUCACCUGCUGACUGAAGAGCCCUUGGGCCCUGAAUAAGGAGCAGUGAUACCAAGGCAGUAUGUCAUGGUGGGACUCUGAGAUGUUCUGGCUUUAGGUGAGACUCAGCAUAUUACCAUCUGUGUGGCUAUAGGGCAAGAUUCUUCCUGCUUGAGAAAAGCAGAGGGAAAAGUAAAGGGGACUUUAUUUUGCACCUUAGGUACCAGCUUGGCCACAGAGGAAUAGAACAGCAAGCAGUCUCUUGAGGUCCUCAGUUCAAGAACUUGGCUUUUGGAUGGUGAUAUGACUUGGAUCUGUGUCCUUAUCCUAAUUUCAUGUUCAGCUGUAAUCACUAAAGUUGGAGUGGGGCCUGCUGAGAGGAGACUAGAUCAUGAGGGUGGUUUCUCAUGAAUAAUUUAGCACCAUCCCCCCUUGAUACUAUGAUCACAAUAGUGAGUGAGUUCUCAUGAGAUCUGGUGCUUUAAAAGCAUGUAGUACCUCCCCCAUCUCUCUCUUGCUGCUCUGGCCAUGUGACAUGCCUGCUCCCCCUUCAUCUUCCACCAUGACUGUUUCCUGAGGCCUCCCCAGAAGCUGAGCAGAUGUCAGCAUCAUGCUUCUUCUACAGCCUGUGGACCCCUGAGCCAAUUGAACUUCUUUUUAUUAUACAUUAAUUAGUUUCAAAUACAGAAAAUUGGUACUGAGGAGUGGGGCAUUGCUAUAAAGAUACCUGAAAAUGUGAAGUGACUUUGAAACUGGGAAGCAGGCAGAAGUUGGAAGAGUUUGUAGGGUUCAGAAGAAGACAGGAAGAUAAUGGAAAGUUUGGUUAAAUGGUUGUGACCAAAAUGCUGAUAGUGAUAGGGACAUGAAAGUUCAGAUGUCAAGGUUUCAGAUGGAAAUGAGUAGCUAACUAAGAAAUGGAGCAAAGGUCACUUUUGUUAUGUCUUAGCAAAGAACUUGGCCGCUGUAUGUAUCUGCCUUGGAAAUUUGUGGAGCUUUGAACUUGAGAAUGAUGAUUUAGGGUAUCUGGUGGGAGAAAUUUCUGAUCAACAAAGCAUUCAAGAAGUAAAGUGGUUGCUUCCAAAAACUUCUGCUCAUAUAUAUGAGCAAAGAAAUGAUCUGAAGUUGGAACUUACAUCUAAAGGGGACACAGAGCAUAAGAGCUUGGAAAAUUUGCAGCCCAGUCAUGUGGUAGAAAAGAAAAGCCCAAAAAUGGGCUAGCCAUAUGCAGAAAACAGAAACUGGACCCCUCUUUACACCUUAUAGAAAAAUUAACUCAAGAUGGAUUAAAGACUUAAAUGUAAAACCCAAAACCAUAAAAACCCUAGAAGAAAACCUAGGCAAUACCAUUUAGGACAUGGGCAUGGGCAAAGACUUCAUGACUAAAAUACCAAAAGCAAUUGCAACAAAAGCCCAAAUUGACAAACCAGAUCUAAUUAAAUUAAACAGCUUCUGCACAGCAAAAGAAACUAUAAUUAGUGAAUAGGAAGCUUACAGAAUGGGAGAAAAUUUUGGCAAUCUAUCCAUCUGACAAAGAUCUUAUAUCCGGAAUUUACAAGUCAAAAAGUGGGCAAAGGAUGCCAGGAGUGGUGGCUCACACCUAUAAUCCCAGCACUUUGGGAGGCCAAGGUGGGUGGAUCACGAGAUCAAGAGAUCAAGAACAUCCUGGUCAACAUGGUGAAACCCCAUCUCUACUAAAAAUACAAAAAUUAGCUGGGCAUGAUGGCACGUGCCUGUAGUCCCAGUUACUCGGGAGGCUGAGGCAGGAGAAUUGCCUGAAUCCAGGAGGCGGAGGUUGCGGUGAGCCGAGAUCGUGCCAUUGCACUCCAGUCUGGGUAACAAGAGCGAAACUCCGUCUGAAAAAAAAACAGUGGGCAAAGGAUGUAAACAGACACUUUUCAAAAGAAGAGAUUUAUGUGGUCAGCAAACAUAUGAAAAAUAGCUCAAUAUCACUGAUCAUCAGAGAAAUGCAAAUCAAAACCAUAGUGAGAUACCAUCUCAUGCCAGUCAGAAUGGCAAUCAUUAAAAAGUCAGGAAACAAUGGAUGCUGGUGAGACUGUAGAGAAAUAGGAAUGCUUUUACACAGUUGGUGGGAAUAUAAAUUAGUUCAAUCAUUGUGGAAGACAAUAUGGUGAUUCCUCAAGGAUCUAGAACCAUGAAUACUGUUUGACCCAGCAAUCCCAUUACUGGGUAUAUACCCAAAGGAAUAUCAAUCAUUCUCCUAUAAAGACAUAUGCACAUGUAUGUUUAUUGCAGCACUAUUUCCAAUAGCAAAGACAUGGAUCAAACCCAAAUGCCAUCAAUGAUAGACUGGAUAAAGAAAAUGUGGUACAUAUACAUUAUAGAAUACUAUGCUGCCAUAAAAAGGAAUGAGGCCAAGCACAGUGGCUCAUACCUGUAAUCCCAGCACUUUGGGAGACUGAGGCAGAUGGAUCAGGAGGUCAGGAAUUUGAGACCAGCCUGGCCAAUAUGGUGAAACCCUGUCCCUACUAAAAAUGUAAAAAUUAGCUGGGCAUGGUGGUGUGUGCCUGUACUCCCAGCUACCCAGGAGGCUGAGGCAGAAGAAUCACUUGAACCCAGGAGGCAGAGGUUGCAAUGAGCCAAGAUUGUGCCACUGCACUCCAGCUUGGGUCACAGAGCAAGACUCCAUCCCCCCCAAAAAAGUAAAGGAAUGAGAUCAUGUCCUUUGUGGGGACAUGGAUGAAGCUGGAAGCCAUCAUCCUCAGCAAACUGACACAGGAACAGAAAACCAAACACUGCUUCUUCUCACUCUUAAGUGGGAGUUGAACAAUGAGAAGACAUGGACACAGAGACGGGAACAACACACACCAGGGCCUGUGGGGUGUGGGGAGGGAACUUAGAAGACAGGUUAAUAGGUGCAGCAAACCACCAUGUCACACGUAUACCUAUGUAACCUGCACAUUCUGCAAAUAUAUCCCUUUUUUUUGUAGAAGAAGAAAUUAAGAAAGAAAAGCCCAUUUUCAGGGGAGGAAUUCAGCAGGCUGUAGUAAUUUGCGUAAGUAAAAAGAAGUCAAGUGCUGAUAGCUAAGACAAUAGGUAAAAGACCUCAAAGGUAUUUCAGAGACCUUGGCAAGAGCCCCUGCCAUCACAGGCCUAAAGGCCCAGGAGGGAAAAAUGGUUUCAUGGACCAUGACCAGGGCUCACCCUGCACAGCCUUGGGACACAACUUCCUGCAUCUCAGCCAUGCCAGCUCCAGCUUUGCUUCAAAAAGGCCCAGGCACAGUUCAGGCCACUGCUUCAGAAGGUGCAAGCUAUAGGCCUUGGUGGCUUCCACAUGGUGUUAAGCCUGUGGGUGCACAGAGUACAAGAGCUGAGGCUUGGGAGCCUCCACCUAGAUUUCAGAUGAUGUAUGGGAAAGCCUGGGUAUUCAGGUAGAAGCCUGCUGCAGGAGCAGAUCCCUCAUGGGGAACCUCUACUAUGGAGGGGAAAUGUGUAGCCCCCACACAGAGUCUCCACUGGGGCACUGUCUAGUGGAGCUGUAAGAAGGGGGCCACCAUUCUGUUAACCCAGGAAUAGUGGAUCCACUGGCAGCUUGUUCCCUGUGUCUGGAAAAGCUACAGGCAAUCAUCACCAGUUCGUGAGAUCAGCCACUGGGGAUGAAUCCUGCAAAGUCACAGGAGUGGAGCUGCUCUAGGUGGCCUUCUAAGGUUUUUGACAUUAGUCCCUGCCUCCCAGAUGGUACCUCUGGACACGUUCCUGGCCUGGGGUAGCUUACCAUGCUGAAGAAACAAACAUGGGCUUGGCUGGCUUUGCCACAUGCUGAGUGUGGAGCCCCAGAGCUUUGAGCAAACAAAGGCUGUAGCGAGAAAGGGGUUACAGCAGGCCGUGGGUGAGACCCAGCUCUAUGCUUGCUUUGGGACUGACCCAGCACAGCUCUAGAAGGGGUGGACUUAGGGGUACUUGUGUCACUCCACUGCCAGCUCCAGGUGGCUCGGAACAGAAAGAGAGACUGUUUAGAAGAAAGUAAGAAAAGAAAACAAGAGUCUUUGCCUUGUAAAUCAGAGAAUUCUUCCAGAUCUUGUGCAAGACCAUCAAGGCAGUACCUCCAUGAGUCUGCAAGAACCACAGCAUUAGAGGACUUAGGGUGCCCCCUAAAACAGAUACAACUUCGCUCACAACACCCAAGUCCUUUUGAAUAUCUGAAAAGCCUUCCCAAGAAGAAUGGUAACAAGCCCAGACUAUGAAGACUAUAAUAAAUAACUACUGAUUUAAUGCCUAGGCACAGACAGACAUUUGCAAGUAUGAAGAUCAUCCAGGAAAACAUGACCUCACCAAAUGAGCUAAAUAAGGCAACAGAGAUCAGUCCUGAAGAAACAGAGAUAUGUGACCUUUCAGACAGAGAAUUCAAAACAGCUGUGUUGAAGGAACUCAAAGAAAUUCACGAUAACACAGAGAAGGAAUUUAGAAUUCUAUCAGAUAAAUGUAAUGAAGAGGCUGGAAUAAUUUUUAAAAAUCAAGCAGAAAUCCUGGAGGUGAAAAAUGCAACUGGCAUACUAAAACUUGCAUUAGAGUUUGUUAAUAGCAGAAUUGAUCAAGCAGAAGAAUUAGCAUAAAGAAAGACUAUUUGAAAAUACGCAGACAGAGGAGACUAAAGAGAAAAAGAAUAAAAAAGAAUGAGGCACACCUACAAGAUAGCCUCAAAAGGACCAAUCUGGGAAUUGUUGGCAAUUAAGAGGAGGUAGAGAAAGAGAAACAACACAGAACUCUCCAAACCUAGAGAAACAUACCAUAUUCACUAAAGGUGGUUAUAUAUUAGAACAUCAAGCAGACUUAACACAAAGAAGACAACCGCAAGGUGUUUAAUAAUCAAACCCCAAAGGUCCUCAACAAAGCUGAAGGACCCUCAAAGAAGCAAGAGGAAGGAAACAACACACCAUGGAGCUUUAAUACGUCUGGCAGCAGACUUUUUAGUGGAAACCGUACAAGCCAGAAGAGAAUGGCAUAAUAUAUUUAAAGUGCUGAAGAAAAAAACAAAAAUCCCCAAAAAACCCUUUACCCUAAAGUAGUAUAUCUGGCAAAAAUAUAUGAAGAAUGUUUGGGAGUGAGAAAUAUAGACUUUCCCAAACAAAAGCUGAGAGAUUUAAUCAACACCAAGGCUGUCCUCCAAGAAAUGCUGAAGGGAUUACUUCAAUCAGAAAGAAAAGAAUGUGGCCAGGCUCAGUGACUCACAGCUGUAAUCCUUGCACUUUGGAAGGCCAAGGUGGGUGGAUCACCUGACAUCAGAAGUUGAAGACCAGCCUGGCCAACAUGGUGAAACCCUAUCUCUACUAAAAAUACAAAAAUUAGCUGGGUGUGGUGGUGGGAACCUGUAAUCUCAGCUACUUGGGAGGCUGAGGCAGGAGAAUUGCUUGAACCCACAAGGCUGAGGUUGCAGUGAGUGGAGAUGGGGCCACUGCAUACCAGCCUGGCGACAGAGCAAGACUCCAUCUAAAAAAAAAAAAAAGAUGUUGGUUUGCCCCAAUUUGAAUUAUAGAUUCAAAACAAUCCCAUUAAAACUCUUUAAAAGUUAUGUAGUCAAUAAUGAAACAUUAACCCUAAAAGUUAUAUGGAAAGACAAUCCAGAACGGUUAACAAAACAAUGAAGAGUAAAUUUCUAGUGGUCAUAUUACAUGAUUUUAAGAUUUAUUAUAAAGUUGUAGUAAUCAAGAUGGUGUGGUAUCUGGAAAAGAAUAGACAAAUAGAUCAAUAGAACAGAAUAGAAAAUUCAGAAAUAAACCCACAAAACGCAGUCAACUGAUCUUUGACAAAGGAGUAGAGGAAAUUUAAUUCAAAAAGUAGUUUUUUCAACAAAUACUGCUUGUCACUUAGACAUCUAUAUGCAGAGAAAUAAAUGAGACAAAGACCUUGCCUUUUUCACAAAGUUAGUUCAAAAUGAAUAGAAAACGUAAAUGUUCAGUGGGUAAAUAGUGUCCAAAAAAAGAGAAAAAAAUAAAAACCCUGAAUGUGAAAUGCAAAAUUUGAAACUUCUAGAAGAUAAGACAACAGAAACUCUAGGAUACCUUGGGUUUGACAAUAAGGUUUCAGAUGCAACACCAAAAGCAUGAUUCAUGAAUGACAAAAUUGAUGAAUUGGACUUUAGUCUUGUUUUGCAAAAGAUACUGUUAAGACAAGCAAAAGACAAGCUGCUGAAUGAAACUAACAAUUGCAAAAGACAUUGUUGAUAAAGAACUGUUAGUGAAAAUAAAAAAGAAGUCUUAACAACCCAGAUGCCAGUCACAAGCCCUGGGGGACCACAUAUGCUUCUGAGCUGUUGCCUAUGAACUGGCCCUGUUAAAACUCUACGGAUAACUUUAAGACACACUCAGAUAUUUUGCUAAGUUGCAGCAGAAGAAAAUGUCUUUAUCAGCAGACCUAUCUUUAUGUCACUUGCUUCCAGAAUAAGAGGUUAUUUCAGGCAUAGUGUUUUAGUCUGUGUUAAAAAUCAUAAGCAGCCUAAAAAUACCCAAAAAUGAAAAGAAUUUGCAGAUAUAUGGAAUACAUUAUAUGUUUUCAAAGUCUCCUAUGAUGAAAAAUAAAUAUGUUGUUUGGCUUUGAUUUCCUAAAUUCAUUCCCCAGCUAUUUUCUUAAGUAUUCCAUAUCCUUCCAAGAUGCUUCUGCAGUUUCUUGAGGGGUUAUGCCAGUGAUAAACAGUAAUAUAUGGGCACAAAUAUCAAAAGGAUUCUGCUUCUACCGCAGAAGUGUUAACUCUCUAGAACCUCGAAUAACCAGGGAAGUUGCAUGAGUAGUGUGGUUGGUCUAUGGAGGUACAUAGGCUUUGGAGUUGGUCAGAGUUGAGUCUGUAUUCCAACACAGCUGCUUAGUAGCUAUGGGGUUUUGGAAGUUUCUUGCCUUGGAACAGUUAUAUAAACCUCAUCUGCAAGAAAAGGCAUAAUGAAACUGAUUGCAAAAAUUCUUCAUUCCUCCCUGCAUACGUGCCCUUUGCAAUGUGCUUUUAUAGCUGCUCCCUUCAGAGGCAAAAUCUGUACUUCAAAAGUUUUAGAUCUGGCUGGUCUUAUUUGCACUGGUCAACAGAAAACGUAAGUGUGCUCGUUUGGGACCUAGGCUCAAAAAUUCUUGAGUGCUUUUGUUUUUCUUUCAGAAUCCUGUUAUCUCUAUAAUAAGCUCACAUUAACCUGCUGGGGGAUGAGAUACCACAUGGAGAAGAAUGAAGGUGCCCCAGUUGACAGGCAACUCACCCCUAGAAACAGUUACAAUCAGCAUCUGACCACACGUCUGAAGGAUCCCAGCUGAGACCAAAAGCAUUGCCCAGCUGAGCUAAACUUAAAAUUGCUGACCAGCUGAAUCAUGAGCUAGUAAAUUUUGGGUGGUUUGUUAGGCAUCACUAACUAAUACAUACACUCAAUACAGACAGGAUGUCAAAAUUCAAUGAGAGACUGAUUACUAGUUAUGUGCAAACAGUAGGCACCCUAUAGGUAUUGAUUUUCUUUUCCCUUUAUUUAAAUUUGGAUCUCGUUAGACGGUGAUGAGUUAUGUAGAGACACAUAUGUCCACAUGUCUGUGUACAUGUGAUUGGUAAACUCACCCAGUCUCCCACACCAUAGGAGGAAAAAUACAACCGAUAGCCUGUUCAUUAGGGCCAAGGCCAAAUACCAGUAUAAGAAGUUUGUUUUAUCUAUUUUUUCUAUAUCUAAACUUUGGAAGUCAAAGCUGUGGACUGACCUAAAGACUUGGUAUUAAGUCCUCCUGGGGCUCCACUGUUCUUUUUUCACUGUCUGAUCUUUGGAAGGAAGAUGGACAGCAGGGGGGCAGCAGUGGUCUACCAGCCCUUGCUCUCUCUCUAGGGCACUGUCCCUUCAGCCUUUGGCCUGGGGAGAGAUGUUGAUAAGGAGGUACCAAUCUUUCACUUCUGGAAGGAAGUGAAGGUUCAGGCCCUUCACCUCCCUCAGAGCUGCGCUCAGUGUGACAACCACUGGCCAUGUGUGGGUACUGAGGGCCUGGAAUGUGGCUGCACUGAGACGUGCUGGAAAGGUUUGACGAAAUACAGAGUGAGUUUCACAGACUGACUACCGAAAAUUAUACAGUUCAUUCAUAUAUUGAUUAUAUAUUUAAAUGAUAAUAUUUUGAAUAUAUUAGGUUAAAUGAUAAUCAGUUUCACUUGUUAUUUUUAAUGUUUUAAAGGUGGCUACUAGGAAACUUAAAAUUCACACGUGGCUUACAUUUUAUUUCUUAAAGGACUGUCUCCUUUAUGAAAUUUCAGGCUGCCUGAUCAAAUGACCAGAGGCCAGAAAGGCCCUAAAACCUGAAUGUUAAAACCCUUCCCACUCUGUUGUUUUCAUUUGCGAAUUACGUAUGUCUAUUAUUUAUGAAUGAAUAUAACCUUAUACAAACGUUAAAGGAAAAUACUCCCUGGGCUGGACGAGACCCAGAGCAACCAGGAAGCCCUCCAUGAAAAGGCUGAAGCCAAGAACCUGUUACUUUGUCGCCGUCAGCCCAGCGUCUGAUCACACCCUCCGUCACUCAGGGCCUGAGGGGGCGGGGACUGGAGUCCUAUCCAAUCAGGGACGCUAACGUGGGAACGGUCCAAUCAGGCGCGCAGCCGGACAGAAGGGCGCGGCUUCCGGGAUGUGGCGGUGCCUUCGUCUCGCCUAGUCCUCGCGCGGGCGUCUGUGCUCCGCGUGCUCUGCUCUAGGACGCCCAGGUGGCCGCCACAGCUCUUGCCCUGUGUCCUGCAGGUAUCAGGAGAUCCAUAGCUAAGAGGCCUGGACAGCCGGGAAGCUGGGAAAUGGUGUGAUUUGUCCAGAUAAUCUCACCUGAGAAGGAAUCCCAGCGAAGAAGGAAGAAGAGGAAGAAAUGGCUGGUUCUCAGGGACUGUUGAUAUUCAGGGAUGUGGCCAUAGAAUUCUCUCCUGAAGAGUGGAGCUAUCUGAACCCCGCUCAGCAGAAUCUGUAUAGGGAUGUGAUGUUAGAAAACUACAGAAACCUGGUCUCCCUGGGUAUUGCUAUCUCUAAGCCAGACCUGAUCACCUGUCUAGAGCAAAGGAAUGAGCCAUGGAGUGUGAAGAAAUGUGAGACAGUAGCCAAACAACCAGCUAUUUCUUCUCAUUUCACCCAAGACCUCUUGCCAGAGCAAGGCAUAAAAGAUUCAUUUCAAAAAGUGAUACUGAGAAGAUAUGGAAGCUGUGGCUUUGAGAAUUUACACUUACAGAAAGAUUGGGACAGUGUGGGUGAAUCUAAGGUGCAGAAAGAAUGUUACAGUGGACUUAACCAGUCUUUAUCAACUACCUAUACCAAAAUCUUUCAGUGUAGUAAACAUGUGAAAGUCUUCAGUAAAUUGUCAAAUCUAAAUACACAUAAGAUAAGACAUACUGGAGAGAUAUCUUCCAACUGUAAAGAAUGUGACAAUUCCUUUUACAUAUCCUCAGUUCUAACUCCACUUCAGAGAAUCCGCACUGCAGAGAAAUUGUACAAAUGUAAAGAAUGUGGGAAAGCCUUUAGGCACUGCUCAUGCUUUCUUGAACAUAAGACAGCUCAUAAUGAAGAGAAACAUUACAAAUGUAAAGAGUGUGGCAGAGUCUUUAAAUCCUUCUCAAGCCUUUCUAAUCACAUUGUAAUUCAUACUGGACAGAAACUCUAUAAAUGUGAAGAAUGUGGUAAAGCUUUUAACCACAGUUCAAACCAUGCCAAACAUAAGAAAAUUCACACUGGAGACAAACCCCAUAAAUGUGAAGAAUGUGGCAAAGCUUUUAACUGGUUCUCCUACCUAACUCUACAUAAGAGAAUUCAUACUGGAGAGAAACCCUACAAAUGUGAUGAAUGUGGCAAAGCCUUUAACCAGUGUUCAAACCUCACUAAACAUAAGCGGAUUCAUACUGGAGAGAAACCCUACAAAUGUGAAGAAUGUGGCAAAGCUUUUAACCGGUGCUCACACCUUAUUGAACAUAAAAGAAUUCAUACUGGAGAGAAGCCCUAUAAAUGUGAAGAAUGUGGUAAGGUCUUUAUAUCCUGUUCAAGCCUUUCAAACCAUAAGAGAAUUCAUACAAAAGAGAAAUGCUACAAAUCUGAAGAAUGUGACAAAACCUUUAACCACUGUUCACACCUUAAUGUACAUGAGAAAAUUCAUACCUGAGAAAAAUCCUACAAACAUAAAAAAAUGUGGCAAAGCCUUUAAUACCUGCUCAUGUCUUACUCAGGAUCAGAGUUCAUAUUGAACUAAAGCAUUAUAAAUAUAAUGACUGUCAAAACACCUUGUUUUUUUUUUUUUUUUUUUUGAGACGGAGUUUCGCUCUUGUUACCCAGACUGGAGUGCAAUGGCAAGACCUUGGCUCACUUCAACCUCUGCCUCCUGGGUUCAAGCGAUUCUCUGCCUCAGCCUCCCGAGUAGCUGGGACUACAGGCGCGCACCACCAUGUCCAGCUAAUUUUUGUAUUUUUUAGUAGAGACGGGGUUUCACCUUGUUGACCAGGAUGGUCUCGAUCUCUUGACCUCGUGAUCCACCCACCUCGGCCUCCCAAAGUCCUGUUAUUAUAGGCGUGAGCCACCGCGCCCGGCAGUCAAAACACCUUUCACAGAAAAAAGUAAUUUUACCACAAGUUAAUUUGUUCAUUAAUGAACCUUUAAUUCUGUUUUUUUGGUGUACACAAAUCUGCCCUUUUGCCAGUACCAUAUUGUUUAAUUAUUGUAACAUCGUAGUAAGCAUUUUUAUCAAGAGUGUAAACUACUGAAUUUUGUUAUUAUUUUUCAGAAUUCUUGUGAGUUUGAUUUACUUUGCAUGUUUAUAUAGAUUUUAGGAAGAGCUUGUCAAUUUAUAUUAAAAGCUACGUUGGAAUUUGCGUUGAAUUUGUAGAUAAAUUUGUUGGGUAUUUUGAUCUUCAUUUUCAGUAUUGUUAUCUUUGAAUAUUGGAUAUUAUCUCAGUUUAUUCGGCUCUUUGAUUUUUUUCAGCAUUCUAAAAUGUUCGGUGUAUAUUAUGUGCAUUUAUUUUGUUAAAUUUAUAAUUGUUUUCUAUGAUACUAUUAGUGAAAUUUUAAUGUAAUUCUUUUGUUUAUUGCUAUAAUAUAAACAUAUUAUCCAACCUUG
Molecule: messenger RNA, 12485 nt
Organism: Callithrix jacchus (white-tufted-ear marmoset)
Lineage: Eukaryota; Metazoa; Chordata; Mammalia; Primates; Cebidae
Gene: ZNF695
Product: zinc finger protein 695
Biological process (GO): regulation of transcription by RNA polymerase II
Cellular component (GO): transcription regulator complex; chromatin; PcG protein complex
Molecular function (GO): DNA-binding transcription factor activity, RNA polymerase II-specific; RNA polymerase II cis-regulatory region sequence-specific DNA binding
Source: RefSeq, a predicted model, not a curated record